Messenger RNA from Somion occarium, 2913 nucleotides. Lineage: Eukaryota; Fungi; Basidiomycota; Agaricomycetes; Polyporales; Cerrenaceae. The record is from the annotation of a GenBank genome assembly.
GCACGCGUUUUCUGGAGAGAACGUGACAAAGGUGUGACAUCGUUCCUUGUUUCCGUACCUCCAUGCUCUCUUCAUUCAAGGCCUCACUAUAAACCCAGCCUCCAACAAAGAUAGUAGGAUAGUAGGCGCAUCUCUGUUUUGCAACUCGAUAUACAGCGUACCAUAAAAUGCCGGUGGCCGAGAAUCCAAACCUUGUUCCACCUUUGUUCGAACAUGGAAAGGUGGAUGACUUUCAAUCUUCUGGUCGCACUCUGGCGACAACGUUUUCCCCUCGCGAUGGUUCCGUCGCGAUAUUUCCGACAAACAAUGUAGAUCCUCAAACGUUGAAAGGAGCAUACCCAGAAGAGCAACCAAUAUAUUUCGCAACAGAGCAGAGGGUACCACUAGCUGAACGCAGGACAUUUAUUGUCGAUACGUUUGUCAUCUUUUAUGCUAUUCAAAAGAUAGGCGUCGUUGAGUUCGAGGAACAGAAUGCCAAUGUGUUUAAGGAAGACGAGCGACCGGAUAGAAUUAGGAAGCUUUGCUAUGACUAUAUCAACUUCGCAAGGGAAACCUGGGUUUAUGUGACUAGCGAAGCGGUCAAGAAAGGAGAACCAACACAGUUCCCUGCCGAUCACUACCGUAUUCUUAAUUCUUGCUUGAGUCUAUUUACACUCCUGUACGCACCCGGUGCCGGUGCAGAACAUUUUCCAGUUGGAGAAGAUCUCAUGGAAUGGCUGAAUACUCACUAUGUCGAGCCUUCGAGCGAGGAAGGCAUGCAGCUGAGCACGCAGGACAAACCAUGGCAAGAUGACACAUUCUGGCCUUAUUUGACAAGAGCGACGUUGCGGGGGCUUUCGAAAGCCCCAGCCUUCUUUUUGGAGAAAUUACCCUCAAAUCACCCAUCGCCGCACCUUCAACGUCUUUCAAAACACCUUACUCCGUUAUUGACCGAACAUCCCCGUCUGCAACAAUUCACCGCGGAACGUGACUUCGCUAUUGCUUCUCGACGAUGGAAAGACAAGGUCAAAACACUACGGGUUGAACUAGAUCGAGUGCCCGAGGAUGCCCGUGAUGAUGGAUUCGAGAAUUGGUGGGAUCGCCUUAGUGACAUCGUUGGUAUACUCGAGGGGCGAGCGGAGGUAAUUAAACGCGUAUGUGAAGAAUUGGGCGCAGACUGGAAAGAAGUCACCGCAGUAUGGGGUGUUUUCGUGGACGGCCGUUUGCGAAGAAGUGACCUCCCUGAUGUAGUGACCGACAUCCUCGAUGAAAUGCCCUCAGACCCCACAGACCUUGAAGAUGCCAUUCAGUCUUCUUUGCUUCUAGGCAAACCUAUUCAGGCGCUUUCAUAUGCUGCUCAGUUUGAUAUCUGGCUUGCAGCGCACUUAGCCGAUCUCAUGAACAAUUUGGGACUCCUUGAAAAUGAGACCGUUGACUCAGAUAUGUCACUGCGAGACUACUACGUCGUUGGCUACGCCGAAUACAUGCGACUGGACCCAUCACUAUGGCGUCUAAUUGUAGCCUACCUGUGUACAUGUGGACCUGUAGGGCAUGAAAUGGCGGACCAAGUGCUCAUGCGUGUACCGCUCAAACUACAAGCCCCGAAAGACUCUGACGCCGCCAAUGAGGAGUCUGCUAGGAUACGUGCUGGCAUCCUUGAUGGUGUGCUGAAAGAUGUCAAUACGGCGUGCUUCGAACAUCAGCGGGAGGCAGUCAGACGAAUGGUUUGCAGGAUUGCUUCCCAAACGUUCUUGAGGGAGAAGAAUUACGGGCUUGCUAUCUCCUAUUGUGCUUCAGCCGAGGACUGGCCUGGUCUUGGACGUGUAGUGGAUUGUGUUUUGGAUGAGUACAUUACUCAAGGACCGACCAUAUUUGCUCGCAUGGUACAGAGUAUCGCACCUUCACUCCAGGCUCUAAAAUCUCAAUCUGGCAGCAAUAUCAGUGGCGUUUUCAUCUACAGACUGAUGUUUGCAGUACACUUCGCCGAGUUUCACCAACGACGGAUGAACGGAGAGCUUGAGGAUGCAGCUUCUGAUAUUAUCGAGAUGUUUCAGAAAGAAAUCGUUCCCACCUCGUGGUGGGCUGUGGUGCUUUGCGACGCUCUCGAACUCCUACAACAUAAUGAAGCCAUGCUCUUCACGUCAGAAGAUACAUGCCUUCUAAUGCACCAAGUGGAAGAGAUCGCCACGAGGACCGCUCAAGGAUCAGGUCAAGAUUAUCUAGCAGUGCUUGCUCGAACGAUCAAGAAUGGGGAUGAAAAGCAAGCAAUGCAACGAAUCCAAAUUGUUCGUCUGGCCUUGACUAGGUACUAUGCUCGAUGUGGGGUGAUAGGCGUUGGCGGCAAGCUAGCCAUUAGCACAAAGUGAAGCUCCUGUUAUGACGUGAUUAUACUUGCUCGCUAUGUGUUGCUUUACUUUCUGUACGUUAGCUCUCUGGUUAUCUUCUGAGUCCUAGUUGAUUCGGCCUAUGUCUCAUUAACUUCCAACUCGAGUCCCAUUGGUACGCGAGGGAACCUUGACCUGGAGUUGACGUCAUACUUACACUAACGGCGCUUCAGAGUGUAUUUUCUUGACUUAGAUUCAGAACUCACCGCCGCAGACCAGUGCUACCUUCUAUUCAUACGCAUCAUAGUAAGGUGACAUGCUGUCGUAAUGUUGACUUAACUUUGACUUGAUCAAUAUAUUACAGUGCCCCCACCGAAACGAGCUUAACCUCACUAAUUCACUUAAUCUUGCAGAUCUACUUGAACAUUUCCAAGAGCAACAAAGGAAUAUGGAUCAUACGAACAACAACAGGCAGGGCAUCAUAUUAUCCGGGGACUUCAAUGGUAAUUCGCCCAUCUCCACGUUACCAGACGAACUACUAGCAGAGAUAUUUCUGCAAUACAUGCGAGUAUCACAGUCAGGGGCUAUGGAAUAUACAGUCCCCGUGCGA